AACGCGCCCUGCUUAAGUGGCGAGGGCGGCAAUGUGGUGAUCGUGGUGAUCGUGGGGGGCCGAGAAGUCGUGUGGACGCCGCUGUGUCGACUGUUCCUCGUCCUCGACUACUUGGACUACUUGGGGGCGAGGUGAUCGCCGGCAGACUUCACGGCGACCGACUUUAGCGAGGAGGCGCUUUUACCUCAGCGACGCCGUCGAGUCGACGACGCCGUGACGACAAAACGCGACGAUUUUCGCGGGAGCCGACGACUUGAUUCUGCGGUGAUGCCAGAUACGGAGCACUCAGCCCUCACCGCAAGAUGGGCUGGGCACCAGCAGACCGCAGGCGAGCCAGAGAGGGGCCUGCACACCGACCCACAGCCAGAAGCUGUGCAGGAGGCUCUACCCGAGCCUGAGCCAUCUCCUCUCGCCAAGAAAGUGCUGCAACUCAUCCAGCAUCUGCAGAUCAAGACCUCCAAAAACAUCUCAUCCGACUCUCGAUGUCCAAUUAUGCCCAGACGUAAUCGUGAAGGUGAACAACACAAUGUUUUGGACCAAAUGGACCUUCGUGUAGAAGGCAAAGAGAUGUACGCAAAAGGCGACGGAGCCGGCACGGAGCCCUGCGGCCACGCUCGCCUGCGUCUGGACGAGGCGGCCGCGCUGCUGAGCUCCAUGGAGUGCGAGCUGCGCCGGCUGGAGCGCUCGCUGGAGCAGCAGAGCAGGCGCUGCCGCCGGCUGGGCCUCUCCGUCGAGCAGCUGGUGCUCGCGAGCCUACGUGGCGCUCCGGCUGAUGUGCAGAAAGAGCACGACCGGAGCGCCCCCGAGCUGUGCGAGCUGCUCCCUCGGCUCCAGCAGGCGGAACGAGAGGCGCGGACGUGGCGCGACGCGGUCGCUCGUGCCGCCGAUCGCGGCGGCCGCUUCCGCGACGAGCUGGAGGCCGUGCGGAGGCAGUGUCCGCUCGUCGAGGGCAAGAUGCGUGCAGAGGCCGCGGCCGUGGGAGACGUUCACCAUUCGCAGGCGCAGGCCUCCGCGGUGCUGAGCUCCGUGCUGGCCCAGCUCCAAAAGACGGAGGCGCGGCACCACGCCGUGUGUCAGGACGCCGAUCGCCAGCGACGCUGCAUGAGCGAGGAGACCGGCGCUCUGCAGCAAGCGUUGAGAGAGCUACAGACGGAGGUUUCGCAGGCGCGGAGUCUGUUCACCGCGUACGAUCGGAAAAUUGCCGAAUCGAAGAUAAAAAUUGAGGAGAUUGAGAAGAUUCACAAGGCCAUGCAGGAGCAAUGUAAGGAGCUGAACGCGGAAGAGGCAGAGCAGCAGAUGGAGGUGAAGAAGCUUGAGAAUAUACUCAGGAAGCAGGAACGCGAGCACAACAAACUUAGUCAAGACUGCAGCGUCCUGCAAGAACAAAAACAGAACCUGAGACUUCACCUGGAGAUACAAAUCAAAGCACUUGAGAACAAAGAGCAGGUGGACACCAAGAAGCUGCAUCACCUGCAUCAAGAGAACAAGGCUUCCGCUUUGGAACUUAAGAACUUGAGAGGCCAGGCCACCAAAAGUGAGCUGGCGACGGACUCGGCGCUGACAGAGACGCAGCGUUUCCUUGGCGACGUGGCCAAAAUGGCCGCGCAGCAGGAGCAGCUGCCGGUCACGCUUGCCUCCGUGCAGGCCAAGAGGUCGCGCGUCGAGGCCGCCCUCCAGCAGGCUGAGAGGGUCGCGCGGAUGAAGGAGGCCAACCUGAAGAAUACGGUGGAGACAAUGAAGAGAGACCUGGCGCGAGAAGUGAAGGGCAAGGAGAGAGCUGAGGCAGCGUUGGACAGGGGGCGAGCGGAGCUGAAGCGGAGUCGCGCCGAGGUGAAGGGGGAGUGCCGCGCUGCGCAGGCCCGCGCCGCCCACGCGGCCGAGCGCCGCCUGCAGAUGGAGGGCAGCACGGACAGUGAGCGCCAGCAGCACGCGCACAGCCAGCAGAUGCUGGAGUCACUCCAGCAGCAGCUCGGGGAUGUGUCCCUCAAGCAGGCGACCAUGGAACGGGAGCUCAAGGAGCAGACGGCGGGGAUUGAGGUCGCACUGCGAGCCGCAAAGGUGCGGCGGGACGAGGCGGUCACACGAGCGCAGGGCAUGCAGGAGACAGCGCUCGGGCUGCGCGAGGAGCUCGCCCGCUUGCGCCCUUCGCUGCUCGUCUUCGACAAACUCCGCACGAACACGGAGGAGGCCCUGAACCACUUACAGAGCGAGACCGGGGAGCUGCGCGGCCGCUGCGAGGACAGGCGCGCCGUGCUAGCGGCCCUGCGGGACGAGCUGAGCGUGUGCGUCACGCGGAGUCGCGGCUCGCGGACCUCGCACGACGCGCUCGUAACGUCGCGCGCCCGCGUCCUCUGCGAAGCCGAGGCUGCACUGGAGGCAGAAUUGCGGAGUAACUCGACGCUGGCCUGGCAAUAUCGGGAAUUGCAAGAGAAGCACUUGGAGACAAAAGCUCGAACCGCCGCCCUCUGUGAACAGCGACUGAGGCUGGAGUCCGCCGUCCAAGACCACGAGCAGCUCCAGCUACUGCAGGCCCGCAUGCAGGCGUUGCUGAUGCGCUACCUCCGCCACAGAGGCCUGUGUGGUCAGGCCAGCCUCGACGAGCUCCAGGCCCAGUCCUGGAACGAUGCACAGCAGGUGGUGGAGAUUCAGGGGGAUGUAGAGGAGGCUCUGAAGAGAGUCGUCGAGUUCUUGAGAGCUCCUGAUGAGAGCCAGGAGUCGGUGGAACGUGUUUUCAUCACGGCUGAACACGAAACGUCGCCAGCAGAGGGCGGCAACGCAGAGUCCUCGACGCCACUCGGGACACGUGACACCACUCACGCUGACAGCUCAACUGCAUUUAUAACAUAACUCCAUACCUGUCAACUCCUUAUCAGUGCCUACCUUAUUACAGACCAAUUCAGAUCUUAUUGGUCACCCCGUGCCCUUAUAACUCUCAACGUGCAUCCGACAAAGUCCCAUCACAAGGGAGACACACAAACAAAUAGGCAAAAAUGUGAUUUCCCCCCGUAUUGAAACGGCUGUAUGCCGUAUGGAAUUGAAAACCUAAUUUCCCUGUACAAGAAUACGGGAUAAACAAUAUCGUUUGAAAGGUAUGUAACUGCUAAACGUAUUUUUGUUUUACCCGUUAAGGCCCAAUGAGCUGCUCUUUUUCAGAAGCUACCUCACUACAAAUGAUCGCCCAGCGAAGUGGCGUAUAAUGUGGAAAUAUACAGCAGCCAAAUACUCUCAAUACAUGUGUCGAAAUGUGGAGGGGGAAAAUCGGAGGCCCUGGAGAAAAAGCCACGUGAACACGGGGAGAGCAUGCAAAUUCCAAAUACACAGGAGGACCCGGAGAAAAAUUCACGGGGAGAAAGAACACGCAAACUCCAAAUAUAGAGCAGGUGUCAGGGUCGGGAUGGAACCCACGAUCUCCUGUACACCAGGCGAGGGAGUUAACAUCUAGCCACCGUGAUGAUGAUGAGAGAGAGAGAGAGACACGCAAACUCCAAAUAUACAGCAGGCGUCAAGGUCGGGAACGAACCCACAACAUCCUGUAUAUCAGACGAGGUAGUUAACAUCUCGCCACCGUGGUGCCUAUUAUAAUAUAAUAGGCGACGUUUCGGGGCAUGGUCCUUCACAGCACCAUAUGUAGGCCAGAGAAGCUAGUAUCAGCAAAGUAAUUUGUUUAACUUUGAAGACAGAACGUAGUUGAUGAUUAUUUUAGUUGAUCCGUCACAAUCGUCCCAGGUCUCCUCACAUUGUUUGUCCCAAUCAAUGCAGUUUGUUCAUACAUUAGCCAUCCCGUCGUAUAGAAUAUAACCACGGAUUGUUAAUAACUGUGUGAGUCGUAUUAAUAUAUUAAAAUGAUGAUGAUAGACGAAUGAUACUAUGUAAUGUAUGAUAUUACAAGUGAUAUAUCGUGUAUGAUAUGAUACAAAUGUAUAGAUUUUUUUGAAAAUGUGUUUACUGAUGAAACAGCGUAUAAGACAAAAGCCACGGCAGUACCUAGCAAACAUGCAUUCAUAAAUCAUUGUCAGUGAUUAUAGCGGUAUUAUUGAACGCGGUGAAACGUAGUAUUGUUGUAAUUGUAAAUUGAUUAUCAAUGGGGUUACAGUAUAUCAGAGCAAACUAGUUUUUAAAGGGGUACAGUGUCGUCCGGGUAAUCAUGCUGCUAAUAAAGAGACAAGGCGAAA
Lethenteron reissneri (Far Eastern brook lamprey) is the source of this 4172-nucleotide messenger RNA. Its product is annotated as rootletin-like. NCBI's taxonomy places the organism in Eukaryota, Metazoa, Chordata, Hyperoartia, Petromyzontiformes, Petromyzontidae. The record is from RefSeq and is a predicted model, not a curated record.